This is a messenger RNA of Racocetra persica, 150 nucleotides long. NCBI's taxonomy places the organism in Eukaryota, Fungi, Glomeromycota, Glomeromycetes, Diversisporales, Gigasporaceae. The record is from the annotation of a GenBank genome assembly.
AUGUUUUCACAGUUAGAAACUUCGCAACGGCAUCUAGAUACAGAGUAUACAGCUCAACUUGAAAUUUUGCCACGAGAUUCGGACGCUGUUUAUACAUCUCAACAUAUUUUAUUAGAUUCUGAUGUUUUGGAUCUUGAAAUUCCAUCUUAA